Aureobasidium pullulans EXF-150 is the source of this 327-nucleotide messenger RNA. RefSeq lists its product as uncharacterized. Gene Ontology annotation, cellular component: mitotic spindle; DASH complex. The record is from RefSeq and is a predicted model, not a curated record. Lineage: Eukaryota; Fungi; Ascomycota; Dothideomycetes; Dothideales; Saccotheciaceae. The coding region runs from base 1 to 327 and encodes 108 amino acids. The transcript is spliced from 5 exons. Gene Ontology annotation, biological process: attachment of spindle microtubules to kinetochore.
AUGGCUAUGGAUGACGCAGUAGAUGGCGGUUGCUAUUCCGGGACUAGUUCCCGCAGGCCAACACCGCUUUUCGGCAGAAGACACCCCCGAAGUUUGACUGCCUUGCCAAACGAGAGUCCUCACGAACACCAGCAGAAUGUGUUACUCUCCCGCAUCAUCACCAACGUGGAGAAGUUGAACGAGGCAGUCAUGAUGCUGAAUAAGAGUCUGCAAGAAAUCAACAUCAACAACAUGGAUGUCGAGCUUGUCGCCCAGAUGUUCAAAAACUAUCAAUCAAAUGUCCUCUUCCAUUUAGAAGCCACGGAUAAUCUUCGCGCAGCAUCUUGA